Messenger RNA from Cyprinodon variegatus (sheepshead minnow), 4901 nucleotides. It is a transcript of the gene enpp2l, whose product is annotated as ectonucleotide pyrophosphatase/phosphodiesterase family member 2-like. The transcript has 25 exons. Lineage: Eukaryota; Metazoa; Chordata; Actinopteri; Cyprinodontiformes; Cyprinodontidae. Gene Ontology annotation, molecular function: alkylglycerophosphoethanolamine phosphodiesterase activity; phosphatidylcholine lysophospholipase A1 activity; phosphodiesterase I activity. The record is from RefSeq and is a predicted model, not a curated record. Bases 279 to 2837 code for a protein of 852 amino acids. Gene Ontology annotation, biological process: phosphatidylcholine catabolic process; immune response.
GCUGACUGUGUUGGACUCCGGAGCGUCUGUCCGACCUGACGCACUCUUGUACCACAGCGCAGCUGUCACUAUUACUUCAUGCUCAUUGGCCCAAUACCGAGAGAGGCAGAGGCUGAGCGAAGGCAAACAACGGGGGAGAGAGAAAGAGCCGGACCCCCGCGCUCUGCUCCAUCGAUCUGCAGAGGCGCACUGAGGAUCCUCUAUCUGCGCUGGGCACGGAUUUCUCUCUUUCCUUCAUCUUCUGGAAUGCCAAAGGUGGAUCAGCUGUUUUGAACAGGAUGCUGCUGGGCAAUUUGAUAGUGUUAGUAUUCUCUCUUUUGGGAACGGACCUCAGCAGAGCUCACAUAUUUGAAGCCACACGAUCUGGAGAAGGAGAUAGCUCACCACCUUUUAUGAAAUUGGUAUCAGUGUACGACAGCAAAGCGGGCUCAUGUAAGGGGAGAUGCUUUGAGCUGGAAGAAGCAGAUCCUCCAGGAUGCAGAUGUGACAAUCUGUGUAAAACUUACCUCAGCUGUUGCUCUGAUUUCGAUACUCACUGCCUGAAAACAGCUGGGGGGUUUCAGUGUUCACGUGAACGCUGCGGGGAGACCAGGAAUGACGACCAUGCCUGCCACUGUUCAGAUGACUGCCUUGAGAAAGGAGACUGCUGUUCUAACUACAAAUCCACCUGCAGAGGUGAGACGUCAUGGUUGGAGGACAGCUGUGAAGAUAUCAAGAGUCCUGAAUGUCCUGCAGGUUUUGUUCGUCCUCCUCUCAUCAUGCUGUCUGUUGAUGGAUUUAGAGCUUCCUACCUGAAGAAGGGCAAAUUUGUCAUCCCAAACUUGCAUAAACUCAGAUCAUGUGGAGUAUCACCUCCGUACAUAAGACCAGUCUAUCCAACUAAGACAUUUCCCAAUUUAUACACUCUAGCCACAGGUCUGUACCCAGAGUCCCAUGGAAUUGUGGGAAACACCAUGCACGACCCAGUGUUCAAUGCCACCUUCAGCCUGCGUUCAAGGGAGAAAUUAAACCACCGCUGGUGGGGUGGAGAGCCAAUCUGGAUUACAGCAGAGAAACAAGGAGUAAAAGCAGCAACUUUCUUCUGGCCCUGGGUCAUUCCUCUGGAAAGAAGGAUUUUGACCAUACUCCGUUGGCUCAAGCUUUCAGAUGAAGAGAGGCCGUAUGUCUAUGCAGUCCACUCAGAGCAGCCGGAUACCUUUGGUCACCGUCUCGGACCACUUAGUAGCGAGCUGGACAACCCUCUGAGGGAAGUCGACAACAUCAUUGGUCAGCUUAUGAAUGGACUCAAACAGAUGAAUCUACACCGAUGUGUCAACGUCAUCAUUGUAGGGGAUCAUGGUAUGGAUGAAGCCCACUGUGACAGGACAGAGUUCCUCAGCAGCUACCCUCUAAAUCUAGAUGAAAUCAUCCUCAUCCCUGGUGCCAUUGGUAGAAUACGUCCCCGUGACCCCAAAUCAGCCACAUAUGACCCAAAGGUUGUGGUUGGAAACCUUACUUGUAAAAUGCCUGCUCAGCACUUUAAACCAUACCUGAAGCAGCAUUUACCCAAGAGGCUUCACUACGCCAACAACCGCAGGAUCGAGGAUGUCCAGCUGGUGAUGGAGAGAAAAUGGCACAUUGCUAAAAAAAUGCCAGAAAAACCCAGAACUCCAUGCUUUUUCUUCGGUGACCAUGGCUUCGACAACAAGUAUACAAGCAUGAGGACUAUUUUUGUCGGCCAUGGACCAAGCUUCAAAUUUCAGAAAAGUGUUCCAGAGUUCGACAACAUAGAGUUAUACAACGUCAUGUGUGACUUGUUAGGGUUGAAGCCGGCUCCUAACAAUGGAACACACGGCAGCUUGAACGACUUGCUGAAGAAUCCACCAUUCCAGCCCACCGUGCCAGAGGAAGUCACGCCUCCGUCACCAGCUUCUGACUCUGACAUGGUGACUCAUGAUCUGGGCUGCAACUGUGAGGAUGAGAACAGGGUGGAGAUCAUUGAAACUUUUACUCCUGCACCAGAUGGGGUAUACAGCUACAACAGAACCCAUCUUCCCUUUGGACGCCCAGCAGUGAUGUUCACCACCUGGUACAGUCUACUACAUCAUGUGGAGUUCAUCAGUGGAUACAGUAAAGAAUUGGCCAUGCCGUUAUGGACCUCAUACACUCUGCCCCAGCAGGAGGAUCCGGCUCCCGUUCCAGAAGUUUCACCCUCUAAUAACUGUGUCAGGGUUGACCCAAGAGUGUCUUCAGCUCACAGCCAGAGCUGCACAGGCUAUAACCACAACAGCCACCUCACCUAUGGCUUCCUCUUUCCCCCGGAUUUUGCAACAUCUUCUGAAUCCAGAUAUGAUGCUUCACUCAUCACCAACACUGUCCCUAUGUACCCUGCUUUUAAAAGAAUUUGGAGUUACCUGCAGAGGACACUGCUAAGACUUUACAGUAACGAAAACAAUGGUAUUAAUGUUCUGUGCGGGCCUAUCUUCGACCAUAACUACGAUGGCCUUCGAGACACUAUGGAGCAGAUUAAAGAGUAUUCAGAAGAAGCACUGCCCAUUCCUUCCCACUUCUACACCAUUGUGACAAGUUGCCAGGAGAUGAACCAGACGGUGGAUGAGUGUGAAGGGGCACUUAAGGUGUUCUCCUUCAUCCUUCCUCACAGGCCAGACAACAGUGAAACCUGCAAUAAUGCCGAGAAUGAGUCCCAGUGGGUUGAAGACAUGCUGAAGCACCACACAGCUCGAGUUCGGGAUGUGGAGAUCUUAACGGGCCUGGACCUUUACAGAUCCACCAACCUCACCUAUACCAGCAUCCUGGGCCUCAAAACCUACAUGAACACCUUUGAGAAUGAUGACUAGACUAAGAAACUCAGACACAGAUGCACAGAAUGUCAUGACAGCCCUGUAUUAUCUCUGCAUGCUCGCUGAAGUAUACUUAUUUUGCUUCAAAGGAACUGUUUAAGAAGAGCUUUAACAUGGGGGUACAUUUCUGGUAAUUAAUAAAAAAGACCUUUCUCUAACAUAAUGCAUAUUGAAACUGAAGACAGUAAGGUUUUAGCAAAGAUUAGUAACACUAAGCCUUAAACAAGAUCUUAUCAUGGAGGCAGACUUCAUGAGUAACUGAAACAGAAAUAUUGCUUCUGAUGUUACGCAUGAAUUGAAACAGAAAGAGCGCACCUAACCCUGUAAUCUAUAUGCAAUUAAAGAGAUCCUCCUAUUAACUGAAAAGCACAUAAGCUCAGACAUAUUGUGUUUUCCCAGUGUUUGUAAAACCAAAAGCAAAUCACAUCUUGUGAAAAAAAAAUGCUAUAAUUUGGAUAUACAACCAAAAGAAUUGAUGCUUACCUCCCUUAAAAUGCUUACAGAAGCACCGAAGUAUGCCACAUAAUGCAAAACAUUAUAAUUUGUCUGCAUACUGAAUCUAACCCCAUAUAAUACUCUGGUACCAAUGCUGGGUCAACCAAAGCUAACCAUAUCUUUACUUUUUUGCUCAACAUUUAUAAAAUAUAGAACUGUUCAAAACAUAAAAAAACUAAUUCAACCAAAAAUAUUUCUUACUGUUAAUCAUCCUUUUAUUUUUGCAUCAUAAGUAAAUUAAGUUACCCUAUUUAGCUUUAAAAAGGUUAAAAUACAAACCUUUAUCCUCCACCAAUACAAGCUCCUUGGCUGUUUUAAAGAGAUCUUUGGCUUAAAAAAUUGUAUAAAUACAACCUAGUAGAGUCAGUUAAACCGGAUCACAAAAUCAUUUUAUUUUAUUUCAAAAAAACCUUUGCAUGCACACUUAAUUGUGCACAGUGUCACAAACAUCAUCCAAAUUACUCACUAUCUUUACUUGUAUACAAUUUACUGAUUGGAUUAGAAUGUAUUCAGAUUGAAAAACAAAUUCCGUAAAAAUUCAAAAAAUAUCCACUGGACUUGGUUUCCAAGAUUUGAAGACGUUUCGCCACCUGCAGGAAGCUUUCUCAACUCGAAUUGAGAAAGCUUCCUGGAGAGGUGGCGAAACGUCUUCAAAUCUUGGAAACCAAGUCCAGUGGACAUUUUUUGAAUUUUUACGGAAUGACUAUGACCUGGAUGACUGAGAACCUUCAUCAGCAUUGAAAAACAAAAUAACUAAUCAGAUUAUACUGUAUAUAUGACCAUAAGUAAUCGGAAAAAAACACCUGAUCAGACUGCAAACGUGCAAUGUGAAAAUGUCAGAUGGAAUAUGCUGACAUAGCGUCUAGUGACUCAAAGCAGAAAUGCAUAACCUUUCACAUGCUCACUCUAUUGUCUAUUGGUCUAUUGUCUUCAUUUCCUCUCAGUUGGAUUACAAUUUUAUUCCAAUCCUGUGAAUACAAUUAGAAUAUUCAGACUGCUCUUUACAUUACAUAUUUUCAGUUCAAUACCUUUAUUUUAGUUAGUGUCCAUGUAAACGUAACUACGUAGAAGUAAAAACCUAUUUUUUUCUCUUUUAGUUGACUUAAUCAAAAUAAGGGAUACAGGAAUUCAAAAUGGCAAAUAGCCCAGACUAAGGUGUUAUGGCGAAAUGGACAUUUACAUACUAUUGAUAAACUUUAGGAAAUUGGUUGAAUAUGAUUUGAACUGGGGUUUAGUGGUGUCAUGCAGAUUUCAGAUUCUCUGUCAUAUCAAGGAUUGCUUAGUCUUUGACCCAAAGCGUCAAAAGCACUUGUCUGAUGUUGCAUUUGUUGUCAGUUUAUUUGUCUUAUUGAACUGACAGCAUUUAUACUCUUAACUGUGUACAGAUAAAGAGUCACAACAUUUUACAUUUUUUUCAUUUAAUUUGAUAGCAUUAUAAUCAUGAGUUAACAAUAUUGACAUACAUAAUCAGUAGAAUAGAAAAUGUGACUGACUUUAAGAGCUUAAGUUGAAAACAAACCGUUUUUUUGUUUGUCUAGUCUUUUAAAUAAAACCCAUGUAGAUCAG